Thyridium curvatum is the source of this 621-nucleotide messenger RNA. RefSeq lists its product as uncharacterized. Gene Ontology annotation, biological process: peptidyl-arginine methylation. The coding region runs from base 1 to 621 and encodes 206 amino acids. The transcript has 5 exons. Gene Ontology annotation, molecular function: protein-arginine omega-N monomethyltransferase activity. The record is from RefSeq and is a predicted model, not a curated record. Lineage: Eukaryota; Fungi; Ascomycota; Sordariomycetes; Thyridiales; Thyridiaceae.
AUGUCGACUGCCAAGACCUACAUCGUCGAGCACCUCGACCCGGAGCUGGGCCCGUGGUCCGAGCUCGAGUACAUUGCCAUCGCCAACGAGUCUCACCAGGCCGGCGCCAAGUUCUGCCUGUCUUCUCUGCCGGCCGGCUUCAAAGUGCCCGAGACUUUGCAGAGCGUCCCUGCCUUCGUGGCCGAGAACCGGGGUGUGGAAGAGAUCUAUGCGCAAGACAAGUCGAGAGUCUGCCUGCUGGACCCUUCGGCGGCCAAGGAUCUCUCGCCCGAAGACGGCGAGACCUUUGAUGCUUUUCUGUUUGGUGGCAUUCUCGGCGAUGAUCCUCCCAGAGACCGCACUUCCGAACUGCGGAAGAAGGGCUUCGAGGGAAGGAGGCUAGGUCCCGUGCAGAUGACGACAGACACUGCCGUCCGUGUCACGAGGAUAGUAGUCGAGGGCAAGAUUCCUGUCGACAAGAUACAAUAUCUCGACCAUCCUGACCUCAAGUUCAACGAGCACGAGAGCACGCAGAUGCCCUUCCGUUACGUGAAGGGCGACGACGGAAAGCCAAUCAUGCCUGAGGGCAUGGUCGAGCUGAUCAAGAAGGAUGCCGAUAAGGCUAUUGAUGACUUGUUUUGA